This is a messenger RNA of Trichoderma harzianum CBS 226.95, 681 nucleotides long. RefSeq lists its product as hypothetical. The transcript is spliced from 4 exons. Lineage: Eukaryota; Fungi; Ascomycota; Sordariomycetes; Hypocreales; Hypocreaceae. The coding region runs from base 150 to 536 and encodes 128 amino acids. The record is from RefSeq and is a predicted model, not a curated record.
AAAACGGAAUAAAUAAGCUUGCCCGUGCUUCUGACUCUCUUUCCACUUAUCUGGUUUCUUAUCCUUUUUACAUCUCGCCCUUUUUUUCUCGUUCUACGCCUCUGCUUUCGUUGUUGCACAUAUCCGAACCUCACAACCCCGCCAUCAUCAUGUCUGCCAACGACUACUACAACAACGCCGGCGGCAGCGGCGGUUACCCUCAGCAGCAAUACGGCCAGCAGCAGCAAUACGGAGGCGGUUAUCCCCAGCAGCAGCAAGUACCAGCAACACCAGCAGCAGCAGGCCAGUACCCCGGCGCUGAGGGCCAGGACGGCGACCGCGGCCUCGGCGCGACCCUCAUCGGAGGCGGUGCCGCUGCUUUCGCUGCGAAGAAGGCCGGCGGUGGCCUCGUUGGUAGUGGUCUGGCUGCUGUGGGCGGUGCCAUUGCUGCGAACUUGAUUGAGAACGUGUUUGAGAAGCGCAAGGAGAAGAAGGGGGCUGAGAACAUGGCCUACGGCGGCCAGGGCGGACACCACCACCACCACCACCGUGACUAAACGGUGUCGAAUGCGAUGAGGGCGAAUGUGCUUUUUAUACCUCUUGUUAGAAUAUCAUGAUUAUGAGGGGCGUUUUUUCGUAUUAUUAUUUUCUUUGUUUUAUAUGAAAUGAGAAAUUAUAACGACUACCUAUACAUUAUACAUA